CUAUCUUUCGCUGCGGUCAUCAAACCGAUGGCUACAAGUUGCUGCGCGACACUGUUGUAUAUAAAGUUAACUCUUUUUUUUUAUUACAUUAUUUUUAACUUUUUAACUUCAUGACAGGCACUUGGACUAGUGGGCUUUCUGAGCUAAUAGCAUCCUCUCGUUCAAAAAAGGGUAAAGGCAAGCUACGUACGGACUUUUUAUCUGGAACGACAACAGUGGAUACAAAAGAGAAUGAACAAGAGACAUUUCGUCAACUUGUAAAGAACUACCAAGUUAACCAUUCAGUUCCUGAUGAUGUACCAAAAGUUCAAUUUGGCCAGCACAUUCAGUUCAAACCACCCAAAUCACCAUUUCUCAAAACACUUGUGCAGCCCACUGUAAGAAAAGAAGAACAAACAAGAUCGAGCAAGCCGAUCGUGUAUGAUCGUGAUUGGUUAUUACAACAUACCCAAAGAUAUGCCUCAGACAAUCCUUACGAAGUAUGUGCCGAGUUGUUUACGAUCCUUCGAUCAGGCGAUGAAGAUAUUCAAGUGCCUCUGGUUGAAUUGUUGGGAUAUGAGGCAUUAGAGUUUAUUGAAGAAUUGAUAUCCAAUCGAUCUACCAUUGUGCAUAACAUUAUGAGAAUGUCUAAUUAUGACGAACAACAACAACAACAACAACAACAAAGACAGGUUGAGUCUAGACGGCCUGUCUAUGGCACACAACUUACUAUACAAUCUGAAAAAGACUUGAAACAAGAAAAGAGAUUGAGAAAAGAACAAAAGAAAGCAAAUAAGAACAAAGAAGAUGAUGCUCAUACAACAUCCAUGGGCAUCUUGGGCUUUGAUGGGCAGGAUCUUCGACAGGCUAGAGAAAACGCACUGAUGAGUUCGGGCCCAUUGUUCAGCUCGAAUUACAAGACAGCGGCGCAGCCCAAGUAUCCUCAUGUGUACCAGUCUGGCGUGUCAGGGACAACACUGUCAAUAUUUGGAUCGCGAUUUGCAUUACCAGCAGGCACUGAGCGCUAUGAUAAUAAUGAUUAUGAAGAAACGAUUAUUCCGGUUCCUAAACAAGCUCCUGUAAGGCAAGGAGAAAGACGAAUUCCUAUAUCUGAAAUGGAUAGCUUAGCCAGAAAUGCAUUCAAGGCCUAUGAUACCCUUAAUCGUGUUCAAUCCAUUGUUUAUCCCAUUGCUUAUGAAACAAAUGAAAAUAUGCUUGUCUGUGCUCCCACGGGUGCUGGUAAAACUGAUGUUGCCAUGUUAACUGUCUUACGAUGUCUCUCACAACACUGUCACCCGCCCCCAAGAAAGGGAACGACCGAGAUCGACUUCAAGAUUGCGGUAAACGAGUUCAAGAUUGUUUAUGUUGCGCCUAUGAAAGCUUUGGCAGCAGAAAUUGUCGAAAAGAUGCAGAAGCGGUUAAAGUUUCUGGGAGUCAAAGUACGUGAGCUUACCGGUGACAUGCAGUUGACAAAGGCAGAGAUUAGUGAAACCCAAUUUAUUGUUACCACGCCCGAGAAAUGGGAUGUGAUCACUCGAAAGGGCACAGGUGAUGCUGAGCUUACACAGAAAGUAAAACUUUUGAUUAUUGAUGAAGUUCACUUGUUGAAUGAAGAUCGUGGUGCUGUUAUUGAAAGUAUUAUUGCCAGAACGAUAAGACAGGUUGAAUCUAGUCAAUCUCUCAUUCGUAUUGUUGGUCUAUCCGCUACUUUACCCAAUUAUAUUGAUGUAGCGACAUUCUUGAGAGUCAACCCAUAUCAAGGAUUAUUUUAUUUUGAUAAUGGAUUUAGACCUGUCCCUCUUGAACAACAUUUUAUAGGCAUCAAGGGUAAACCCAACAGUGUGCAAUCGAACGAACGAAUGAACAAGGCAUGUUUUGACAAGGUAUCCGAGCUCGUACAGCAAGGGCAUCAAGUGAUGGUCUUUGUCCAUGCAAGAAAAGAGACUGUCAAGACAGCACAAAUGCUAAGAGAAGAGGUAGCUGCGGAAGGCCUUGGAGAUUUUUUUGACUGCAUCGAUGCACCAAACUACGCCAAUUUCAAAAAGGAGAUUGCACGAUCCCGCAACAAGGAAAUGAAGGAACUCUUUCAGUACGGAUUUGGCAUUCACCAUGCAGGCAUGCUUCGGUCCGAUCGAUCACUCACAGAGCGCAUGUUUGCUGAUGGAUCACUCAAGGUCCUUUGCUGUACUGCCACAUUAGCCUGGGGUGUCAACUUACCUGCUUAUGCCGUCGUCAUCAAGGGCACACAAGUAUACGAUUCGACCAAAGGUAGCUUUGUGGACCUAUCGAUCCUUGACGUCCUUCAGAUCUUUGGUCGUGCCGGACGACCUCAGUACGAAACUCACGGCGUGGGCUACAUCCUGACGACCCAUGACCGUCUAUCUCAUUAUAUCUCAGCCAUUACCCAACAACACCCGAUUGAAUCCAAAUUUAUAGAAAAUAUUGUUGACAACUUGAACGCGGAGAUCUCGUUGGGCACAGUAACUAAUAUUGACGAAGCAGUCACUUGGCUAAGUUACACUUAUCUGUACGUCCGUAUGAGGAAAAACCCGAUGGUCUACGGUAUGUCGCAUUCAGAACCCGCAGAGGAUCCGUUACUGGGAAGAAAGCGACAUGAGAUUAUCACACUAGCCGCACGUAAAUUAGCAGAAUGUCAGAUGAUCCUCUUUGACGGCUCGACGGGAUACUUGAUCCCUAAAGACUUGGGUCGUAUCGCCUCUAAUUUCUACAUCAAGCAUAAGAGUAUCGAGAUAUUCAAUUCAAUUAUGAAACCGCGUAUGACAGAAGCCGAUGUGCUGGCUAUGAUGAGUCUCAGCUCUGAAUUUGAUCAGAUCAAGUCGCGCGAAACAGAACAUCAAGAACUGAAAAAGCUACUAGAGAACGCAUGCGCAUGUGACAUCAAGGGAGGUCCUGAAGAUACACCAGGCAAGGUCAAUAUUCUACUCCAAGCUUACAUUUCAAACGCGUAUAUCGAUGACUUUGCACUUGUUUCUGAUUGUGCCUACGUUGCUCAGAACGCAGGCCGUAUUGCCCGUGCCCUGUUUGAAAUCGCACUCAACCGUAACUGGGGCGUCACUGCUUCUGUUCUACUUGAAAUCAACAAGGCUGUUGAGAAACGCAUGUGGACUUUCCAACACCCUUUACGACAGAUGGGAUUACCGAUAGAUAUUGUUCACAAGCUAGAGAAUCGCACACACGAGGUAUCUGUCGAGGAGAUGCGCGAGAUGAGCGUGCAGGAACUAGCAGACCUAGUCAAUCAUAACCAAAAGAUGGGCAUGACGCUCUCACGAUGUGUCGACCAGUUCCCGAUGCUCUUGCUUGAUGUCCACAUGGCACCGAUCACACGUCAUCUCUUACAGAUCGAUUUGACCAUCACGCCUGAUUUCGUCUGGAACGACCGAGCGCACGGUAGUGUCGAGCCAUGGUAUAUCUGGGCAGAAGAUGACGAAGGCGAGAUUUACUAUUCUGAAUACUUUUUGCUUUACAAGAAGCAGCUGGGCGAGCCUGCCAAGCUCACCUUUAUCGUGCCUCUAGUCGAACCUCUGCCGGCUGAGAUGCACAUACGCGCCGUAUCGGAUCGCUGGCUAGGUGCCGAGACAACCGUGUCGAUACCGCUUGAAGACCUGGUAUUGCCCCGUAUGGAUCCACAGUACAGAGAUCUCUUGGACUUGCAGCCUUUGCCUAUCAGCGCAUUACAUCAUCCUGUGCUCGAAGCGAUCUAUGGGUUUAGACACUUUAACCCUUUGCAGACUCAACUUUUCCAUACGCUGUACCAUACACAGCAACACGUCCUCGUGGGCGCGCCUGCAGGUACAGGUAAGAACGUGGCUAGUGAACUUGCCUUAUGGGCUGCUCUGCGAGAUCGUCCCGAGUCUAAGGUAGUCUACAUGGCAUCAAAAGAAGCACUGGUAAGAGAACGAAAGAAAGAUUGGACGCAUCGAUUCAGCGGGGCUUUGGACAAGACGGUGGUUGAGAUUAGACAAGAUGUUGCGCUUGAGGACGUGGAAGCAGCCCAUCUGCUUGUGACGAUACCCGACAACUGGAACAAGAUGCAAUGGGAAAAGAUCAUCUCUCAGGUAUCCUGUGUGAUUGUGGACCAGGUUCAUUUGAUAAGCCAAGACCCAGCACUUGAAGUCGCCGUGUCGCGUAUAAAGCAUGCUAGUGUAGAGCACAAGGUUCGCAUGGUGGCGUUGAGCACAUCACUAGCAGAUGCCUCUGAUCUGGCUAACUGGAUGGGUGUCAGCAAGACAGGACUAUUCAACUUUAAACCCUUGAUACGUCCCAUGGAAAUUUACAUUGAUGGUUUUCCCGGCAAGCACUAUAGCCCACGUAUGGCCAUGAUGAACAAACCGACCUAUGCAGCCAUCAAGACACACUCGCCGAAUGAGCCGGCCAUUGUCUUCGUCACAUCACGUCGACAAACCAAGCUGACGGCGCAAGACCUCAUUGCUUACUGUGGUAUGGAAGAUAAUCCGAGACAGUGGCUUCAUAUGGACGAUAGUGAAUUUGAAAUGCUUCGAAUCAACGAUGAACUAUUGCGAAUGACCCUUGCCUUUGGUAUCGGCUUGUAUCACACAGGCUUAAGAGAAAGUGAUCGAAAAAUGGUGGAAGAGCUGUAUUUGAAUGGACGAAUUCAGAUUCUGAUUGUGACAAGUGAUCUUGCUUGGCAGGUACAGUUCCCUGCCCAUUUGGUGGUCAUCAAGGGUACCGAUCAUUAUGACCCAGAGAACGAGCGGUAUAUUGAUUAUCCUGUGAGCGAUCUCUUACAGAUGAUGGGUCGCGCCAGUCGUCCUCUAGAUACAAGGGGUGUCGUACGCGUGUUUGUGCAAGAGAGUAAGAAGGGCUAUUACGAAGCAUUCUUGCGUGAGUCGUUACCUGUAGAAUCCGAUUUACACGCAUGUCUUGAUCUUGUCCCCGAGGUGCUGAGUAAAAGGAUCAAGACGAAACAAGACGCUGUGGACUACUUGACGUGGACGUACAUGUAUCGUCGUCUGAAGCAAAAUCCAACUUAUUAUGGAUUAGACAAGGAUGUAAAUAAGUACCUUUCUAAUCUAGUAAAUGAAGCAACAGAGCAUACAGAAUCUAUUGAAGUGGUCGACAAUUACAAACUAUUUCCUGUUAAAAACCUGUAAAAUAAACGGCAGCUUUUUGGUAUAACAGCAAGUGUAACAUUCAUUAUAAGAGUUUAAAUUCUAGAAUUCA
Rhizopus microsporus ATCC 52813 is the source of this 5181-nucleotide messenger RNA. RefSeq names its product Sec63-domain-containing protein. The coding region runs from base 111 to 5111 and encodes 1666 amino acids. Gene Ontology annotation, molecular function: ATP binding; nucleic acid binding. The record is from RefSeq and is a predicted model, not a curated record. Lineage: Eukaryota; Fungi; Mucoromycota; Mucoromycetes; Mucorales; Rhizopodaceae. The transcript is spliced from 11 exons.